GACAAAUAUUUAUGUGUCAGUUGAGUUAGACUUCUCAUUCGGACCGGGAGGAACAUCACAACUCUAAGAUGGCUCAGAAUGAUUCUUAGGAAAAGCUAUACUCUCUAACCCGCUGCAGGAUGACAGAGGACCACUAUAGUACUCUUGGCCUCAGAAAGGGGGCCUCAGAGGAUGAGAUCAAGAAGGCUUAUCGGACACUCGCGAAACAGUGGCAUCCGGACAAAAAUCAUGAUGCCGGGGCCGAGGAAAGGUUCAAAGAAAUUGGCGCUGCGUACGAAAUAUUGAAAAGUCGCGACAGGCGGGAAAUCUGGGAGCGGGAGUACGAUUAUUCAAAACAAUCGAAGGAAACACCAAAAUCAAACCCAAAAGCCCCUGGUGGCAAAAAGAAUAACUAUUAUCAGUCAAAUUUCAAAACUUAUGCUAAUGAGGACUCUGGACCCAAAACGAAAGGAUCGUCUGGGAGAAGGUUUUCGUAUAGUUACGAGCAAGGACCAGGGCGGACGAAGUUUUCGUUUUUUUUCACGGAUAGUGACGAUGCGGAUAGCGAUACUGAAAACACGCCACGGCGGGAAAAAACAAAGUCGAAAGGCGGCAAGACGCCACGGAAUAAUCGUAGCUUCAGUUUUUCCGGCCCAGGCGGGAAAGGUGCGAAACCGGAGAAACCAAAGUGGGAUAAAGAUUGGAAUGGCACCGAGGAAGCGAGAAAGAACUAUAACAAUCAGCGACGAUUCUCGUUCAAUUUUGGUGUGUUUAAUGUGUUCAACGAUGGCGAAAUGGGCUUCAAAGCAUUCUUUAAGACGCCCUAUGAUUCAAAUUUUGACGAGGCGCCAUCUUUUGCAUUUAGUGACGAUGAAGAGGAUUUGGAGUCGGCGCGUCAAGAACGGAUCAAACAAUGGCGGGAAAAUUCGCAGAAGUUUGCCGGGAAGGAGGGAGAUCCUGAUUGGUAUGACUGGAGCCGUGGGGGUGAGGACGGUGAUUCGUAUGAUGAAGAUGAGGACUUGAAGACAUCGUGUUCCUACUGCGGUCGCACCAUGAAUUCGGAAAUGCUGCUGCGUCAUGAGUCUAAGUGCCGCGUGUUAAUGGGAGGAGAAUAUCACAGCAGCAACCAGGCCAACUGGCGGCUGAGGCACGAGGAGUUGAUCAACGCGUUACGACAAUCUCGGCGAGCAUCGAUGUCGGACAAGAAACCACCGACGCCACCGCCACCUAAUAAGAAUGAUUUGAUUACAUGCAAUUACUGUUUCCGUUCAUUCAACUACAAGGCUGCCAGCAAACACAUUCAGUUCUGUGAGAAGAAGACCAAGCAGACGGGCCGUCCGGAUAAUCCCCUGGGGAAAGGGGCCGAAGCCAGGGACUACAUGAGCAAGAACUACACAGCAAGGGAGUAUGCGAAGACAAUCCCCAAGCCCAACAGCCGGCGUGGCUCGCGAGUAGAAUCGGAGUUUGAGAUGGAGGACCUUGGCUCAGACAACGAAGCAGACAAUAUCAACUUUCAGAGGGAGUCGUCUUUCCCCGAUAUCAACCUCCUGGGCAAUGGCAAGCCGUUUAUGGAAUCUCCGUACCCGAAGACACGGACUGGUCUCCAUCCCACUGUGACGAAAAUAGAUUCGGGAAGGGCCCGCCGGAAUUCUAACACGAAGAGGCCGAACUCGACCUCGUCCACCACGAAGAAGACUGCAAGGAAGAAGAGUCCCAAGAUUGACGUGAAUAUGGAUCCCAACAAAAUGAAUACUGGAAUCCCAGGAAAUGCCGGCUGCAAUGAAUGUCAGAGGAAAUAUGGGAAAAAUAAGGCCAAGUUUAUUUGUAGCUGUGGUACAAAGAAGGCGCUGUGAGCAGUACAAAUGCUGGACGUUUGUAAGAUAGACAAUUCAAAAAGGUUUUUUAAAGGGGACCUAACAAUUUUGACAGAUUUUAAGUUGAUAUAAUAAUACAUUGGAACCUCCCUUAGCGGACACCUCUCUAGUAAGGACACCCUCUCUAUUGAGGUCACUAGUUGUGGACCCAAAGGAGUUGUUUCUAUUCAAUUUGACAUCUCUUAUCAGGACACCUCUGCAUUAAGGACAGCUCUUGACACUCCCAAAGGUGUCCUUAAUAGAGCAGUUCUACUGUAAUGAUAAACUUCACAAUCAAACCUGCCUCUGCGGAAAAUACAGAAAUUGUAACUAAUACAGGCUAACUUGCUUGACGUCGUUAACCAGAAAUGAUGACAUCAUUUCAUGGUGACGACGUCAUGUUGGGCAGCUUUUAAUUGCGCUUUCCGCAGUGACAUAUUUGACUGUUAUGUUUCUUAUCAUAUCAACUUGAGGAAAACUGUUAAAGUUGUCAGUUCCCCUUUAGAACUGGGUGCAAAGGUCAUGCACCAUUUGUUGAACAAAAUUUCAGUUUUUAUGCAUAAUCACUGGCAGAGACAUGAUUUGUUAAUGAUUUCUAAAUUGUUACGCAGUUUCUGAUUGGUGGAAGAAAUAUGUUCUGACCAAUAGUGGUGCUUGUUACAACUUGGUAGGAUUCAUGUUUAUGUGAUAUUAAGUUCAUUUUCAAUAUUGAUGGAUUGAUUCCGAGAGAUUCGUGGCCAGAAAGAGUAGACCUGACAGUCUGAAAACCAUGCAAGCUUUAGGUUUGCUGGAUAAACUUUGAGAGUUUGCUACUCAAUAAAAAAUAUUUAUUUAAUUAUUGUACUUAUACCAAACACAAGGGAGAAGAGGAAGAUAAAGGGUAAAAAUGAGGAAAAGGGAGAAUAUUUAGACAGUAGAACUUUGCUACUAAGGAGAUGAGCUCUUUUAAGGACACCCUCAGGACUGACAAGUGCUGUCCUAAAUAGGAAGUAUCCUGAUAAGAGAGGUCAAAUUGAAUGUAAAUAACCAAUUUGGGAUCAGAACUAGUGUCCUUAAUAGAGAGGUGUCCGCUAAGGGAGGUUCCUCUGUACAUUGCAAUGGUGAACAGGGUAAGUUCUUGUGUUCUUGUACUUCACAGAAAUGUAAAAAAAGCCACAAGUUAUUCCAGGUUUCACCGUUUUUAUAUGUAAAUUGAUACAAUAUUGUUGAUUGAUAUUUAAUUUUUUCGUCUGAACAAAGUUUCAUAGUUUCAACUUUUUUCAUUGCUCACUUGUGCUGUAUUGUAGUAAAGUUUUCAGGUAUUCAUUUUAUAGUCUUGUACAUUUUAUAGUAAUUUAUCAAGGCCAUAAUUCUAUAAAGAAUAAGAUAGUUUAUUAUAACAGUAAAUGUUCAUGCAAACUUAAAUCAAAAGUGAGUUUCCUCUUCUAGAAUAUUAUUUUGUGGGCGAUUAUAAGUCCAUUUUCUACUGAAAAGGCCAGUUUUCAAUUUUUAACAGUACUUAUUAAUGUAGCCAUUGUUAAACCUUCCGUCCAUAGUUGGUUCCUGAUGGCUACUGGGCAAGGUGAUGUCAAUAUAGACAACCAUGUUUUAACAACCCAUUAUGUCAUUCACCGACUUUUCUAGGUGCCCCCUCCUGCACCAUGCUAUUUUCAGAUGGAAAACCCGCUGUAAAGAGAUAUGAUGAGAAAGGGAAACCCUCAACCAUCUUCUGACAUCUAUAAUAUGGGAAUCUCUCAGCUGGUCAAAUGACAUCAUUAUAUGUAAAUACUAUUGCCAUGGUCAUUAUAUGUAAAUAUCAUUACCAUGGUUAACAUGGCGGUCUGUACUUAUGUCACCUUGCAAGCAUGGUGGCCGUCAGGAACCAUCUUGCUUCCGUCCAAAAAAGUUAUUGUUAAGUGUUAUAAAUAUUGUUACUUUUUGAAAUGUAUUUCUUGUCUACUUGUGAUUACAUGCACAAAUUGUGGUCGUUUUUGCCUCCAGUCACUGGAUUGUUCAGCCCCCUAGACUUAUGACAAGAAUAAAGUGUUCAGCAUUAAAAAAUUAGUUAUUGCGGGCAGCCUGCCUCAGUAUAGUCCUGACUUCGAAGAUUUGAACGCUGUCAAUAGCAGUUUAAAAUUUGACAGUUCCUCGGUUUACUUCAAAACAAUAUGAAAUAAGAUAACUGCAGGGACAGGUAUGAUUUGAAAUACAGAAAAUACAAGUAUUUUAAAAUUUAAAACAGGCAACAGAAGUAUGAGGCCUAGAGGGCUGAACAGCUAUGGGCAAAUUUUGUAGAUAUUUUGACAUGUUUACCAGUAAUUUAUGUUUUCACAAAAUAAUACAUGUAAUUUAUGCUCGGUUGCUUUGAUUAAAGUUGUCAAAUAGA
This is a messenger RNA of Lineus longissimus, 4197 nucleotides long. RefSeq names its product dnaJ homolog subfamily C member 21-like. Gene Ontology annotation, molecular function: Hsp70 protein binding. NCBI's taxonomy places the organism in Eukaryota, Metazoa, Nemertea, Pilidiophora, Heteronemertea, Lineidae. Bases 120 to 1832 code for a protein of 570 amino acids. The record is from RefSeq and is a predicted model, not a curated record. The transcript has 8 exons. Gene Ontology annotation, cellular component: endoplasmic reticulum membrane. Gene Ontology annotation, biological process: cellular response to misfolded protein.